AUGUACAGAAGAAAGAGAGAGGAGAUGAUGGUGGACAUCUAUGAAAGUUUAGAUGCUGUAAGAAAUGAUGAAGUGACGAUAAACACAGAGAUGAUGAGUUCAGAGAGACAUCAAGCGCUUCAACAUACAGGAAGAGUCUCAGUGAAGAACAGAAGACACAGAUCAGUUCAAGUGUGUUUGUGUUUACUGUCUGUUCUUCUGUUGACUGCUGUAAUAGUCAUCUGUGUGCAUUUCACCAAUGAGACUAACCAACUACUAACACACAACUAUAACUUGACUAAAGAAAAUGAGAGGUUACUUACAAAAUACAGCGAUUUACUAAACCAGAGCAGAAUCUUGACUGAAGAAAAAGAGAAACUUAGAAACAAAAGUGAUGAACUCCAAGAUACUUUAACAGCUGUUAAAGAGCUGAAAAACCAUUACAUCUACAACUUAACCACAGAAAGAGAUGAGUUACUUACAAACAAUAGCAAACUGCUAGAGGAGCAAAACCAAUGUCGAAAGAAUACCAGAAGUCUAAUGAAUGAAAGAAACGAAAUGAACAGAUGGCUUACUGAACAAGAUCGGCGCUCUGAUAACUUUAAAUGGAUUUACUACAACUUCAGUUUUUAUUAUAUUUCAUCUGAAUAUAAGAGCUGGAGUGACAGCAGACGAGACUGUGAACAGAGAGGAGCAAAUCUGGUGAUUAUAAACAACAAAGAGGAACAAGAGUUUUUGCAGAAGGCUAUAGCUGGUAAAUAUUAUUAUUAUUGGAUUGGUCUGAGUAUAAAGGGAGGGGAAUGGAAAUGGUUUGAUGACACCACACUAACAUUAAGGUCCUGGAUGAAAGGAUACCCAAGACAUUACAAUCAAUACUGUGGUCUCAUAUCUACAUCAGGAUUUGCUGAUGAUUCAUGUUCUGAUAAAUAUACAUGGAUCUAUCACCACACAGUUCCAACAAUCUUCCCUUAACAUCAUCAGCUCACUGUCACAAAUCACCACAGCUUCAUCAGUAACCCAACAAAAGCAGCCCUUUUCAUGCAUCAUUUUAUGAUCUUGUCAAUUCUUACCUGUUAACUAACCGGACUUACCAUCCUCACGACUUGUCUCCUUCAUCACCUUCAUUGGCUGCUUAGC
Molecule: messenger RNA, 1116 nt
Organism: Paramisgurnus dabryanus
Lineage: Eukaryota; Metazoa; Chordata; Actinopteri; Cypriniformes; Cobitidae
Cellular component (GO): plasma membrane
Molecular function (GO): transmembrane signaling receptor activity
Source: RefSeq, a predicted model, not a curated record